Messenger RNA from Armigeres subalbatus, 802 nucleotides. RefSeq names its product histone H1-like. Gene Ontology annotation, cellular component: nucleus; nucleosome. Lineage: Eukaryota; Metazoa; Arthropoda; Insecta; Diptera; Culicidae. The record is from RefSeq and is a predicted model, not a curated record. Gene Ontology annotation, biological process: nucleosome assembly; chromosome condensation; negative regulation of DNA recombination. Bases 40 to 717 code for a protein of 225 amino acids. Gene Ontology annotation, molecular function: double-stranded DNA binding; structural constituent of chromatin; nucleosomal DNA binding. The transcript has a single exon.
GCCACCCAGCCGUGUUAGUGUCCACACUACCUAUCCGAGAUGUCUGAAGUUGCCGCCGAAACUGCUGCCGCAGCGCCAGCUGCAUCGUCAGCUAAAACCAAGAAGCCACGGGCCCCGAAAGGAGAAGGCAAGCCGAAGAAGCCAUCGACUCACCCCCCGGUGAACGAUAUGGUUGUUGCAGCCAUCAAAACCCUGAAGGAACGCAACGGUUCGUCCCUGCAGGCCAUUAAGAAGUACAUCGCUGCCAACUACAAAUGCGAUGUCGCCAAGCUUGCCCCAUUCCUAAAGAAGGCCCUGAAGAAUGGCGUCGAAAAUGGCAAGUUCGUCCAAACCAAGGGAACCGGUGCCUCUGGAUCGUUCAAACUGAAAGCUGAGGCCAAGAAAGCCGCCGGAGAGAAGAAACCGAAGAAGGCCGGAGAGAAGAAACCCAAAAAGGCCGCCGGAGAGAAGAAGAAGGUAACCAAGAAGCCAGCCGGUGAGAAGAAGGCCAAAAAACCAGCAGGCGAUAAGAAAGCCAAAAAACCUGCUGCGGCCAAGAAAGCUAAGGCUGCUGGUGCCAAAGCCGCCAAGAAGGCAGGAGGUGUGAAGAAGGCUGUCCCCAAGCAGAAAGCAACCAAGCCUUCCAAGACUGCCGCCAAGAAGCCAAAGACCCCGAAGCCGAAGAAGGCCGCCCCGGCCAAGAAAGCUGCCCCGAAGAAGGCUGCCGCCAAGAAGUGAAUUUGCCAUUUCCAACGUUAACCGUACGGCACUGCACAGGAGUGCCAUACCUGUUUACCCAAUCAGUCCUUUUCAGGACUACCAA